AUGAGAUUAUGGACCGUGUUGGCCUUGUUGGCCUCUUUCAUCGCUUCCGUGCAUGCCCAGUCUGCUUUGCUGGCGUUGGCGGCUGAGAUGCCCAAAUGCUCCUUGACAUGCUUCACCAAAGAGCUUCCCAAGUCGACAUGUGCCACCAACCUUACCUCGGCAUGCAUGUGCAGCAACGAUGAGUUGAACGCCAAGGUUGGACUCUGUGCCAUGCAGACUUGCACCGUCGCCGAACUUCUGAAGACUAAGAAUGUUUCCAUGAACGGCUGCGGUGCCCCGAUCCGUGACAGUGGCUCUACCUUCACUGCCAUCGGUAUCACCGGCAUGGUUCUCGCUGGUGUUGCCUACCUCCUGAGAAUGGCGGCCAGUCUGGGCAAGGGCGGUCGCCAGAUUUCUUGGGAUGAUGCUACCAUGGGCCUUGUCGUGCUUCUUGCCAUCCCUCCUGCCGUCUUCGCCCCAGUCCUGGUUCAGAACGGAAUGGGCAAGGACAUGUGGACGCUGCAGCCGUACCAGAUCACUAACGUGCUGUACUACUACUACUUCGGAGAGAUCUUCUACGUCGUCGCCCUCGGUGUGUCCAAGAUCUCCAUCUUGUUCUUCUACCUCCGCGUCUUCCCGGCCAAGGAGUUCCGUACCCUCAUCUGGAUCGUCAUGGCCUUCGCUGUCGUUUACACCGUCGUUUUCGGAAUCGUCACGGCUUUGCAGUGCUGGCCCGUCAGCCACGCCUGGAACCAGUGGGACGGGCUCCACGAGGGUCACUGCAACAACAUUCACAUUCAGGGUUACGUGGCGGCGGCGGUCAACAUUGCUCUGGACACGGUCGUCAUGGUUCUCCCGCUCAAGCAUUUGGCCAACCUCAACAUGGACCUGAAGAAGAAGAUGAUGGUCAUGGCCAUGUUUUCGGUCGGUAUCUUCGUCAUCUUCACCUCGGCCAUCCGUCUGUACUCUCUCGUGCACUUCGCCAACUCGCAGAACAUCACCUGGGACUACGUCGAGGCCGGCUACUGGAGUUUGAUUGAGGUGUACGUCUCGAUUCUCUGCGGAUGCAUGCCUGCCCACCGCUUCGUCUUUGCCAAGGCCUGGCCCAAGAUCAAGUCGACCAUGGGUGGAACCAAGAAGUCGACCAACGCGAGCUCCAACUUCUCGGCCUCGGCCGGCACGGCGACGAACAAGACGGCCACGACGGUUUCGACCAAGCCCAAGAACGGAGACGAAGGCGACUUCGUGCCACUUGUGGACGUCGAGACGAACAGUGCUCGUGCCAUCUCGGCCAACGAGUCAACGCACACAGAGCAGAAGUCGUCAUGGAUUAUGCAAACUAGCACGGUGCAGAUUUCUUCAACUGAGGGACAGCUGCAGAAUCGACCGGAUAGCUGGACGAUGGGACACGGGCCGGGGAGCAAGGAGCACGUGUAA
Messenger RNA from Lasiodiplodia theobromae, 1416 nucleotides. Its product is annotated as CFEM domain-containing protein. The coding region runs from base 1 to 1416 and encodes 471 amino acids. The transcript is spliced from 4 exons. The record is from RefSeq and is a predicted model, not a curated record. Lineage: Eukaryota; Fungi; Ascomycota; Dothideomycetes; Botryosphaeriales; Botryosphaeriaceae.